This is a messenger RNA of Penicillium soppii, 1350 nucleotides long. RefSeq lists its product as uncharacterized. Bases 1 to 1350 code for a protein of 449 amino acids. NCBI's taxonomy places the organism in Eukaryota, Fungi, Ascomycota, Eurotiomycetes, Eurotiales, Aspergillaceae. Gene Ontology annotation, molecular function: protein binding; protein-lysine N-methyltransferase activity. Gene Ontology annotation, biological process: peptidyl-lysine monomethylation. The transcript is spliced from 7 exons. The record is from RefSeq and is a predicted model, not a curated record.
AUGGCCAGUAAUGAAGAGUCUGAUAUCAAUCACCGUAGUUUCUUGCGCUGGGCAUUGUCUAAUGGCAUUCAAAUGAACGGUGUCGCUCCCACCAUAUUUCCUGGACGCGGUAUGGGAAUGAUCGCAACCCGAACCAUAGAGGUCAAUGAGAUCAUGCUCACGGUUCCUCUGUCAACAAUGCUCAACAUUGACUGCGUUCCUAGAGAGUUUGUCGAUCGCUUUCCGCACAAAACAUACAUCCAGACAAUCCUCGCCGCUUUUAUGACACAUGGAGAUGCGAGCUUACUUGAUCAUUGGGCUCUCUGGCGCAAGACAUGGCCUUCUCGACAAGAAUUGCAAGAGUCUUUACCAGUACUGUGGUGUGAAUGUCCGGAGACUCACAACUUAGGGCAUACUACUCUACCCCCUUCCGCAUCUGGACAAUGGAAUCUGCUUUCCUCUCCGCCAGGUGGUGGUAAAGUUGAGGGUAGGUACCACAACAUCCUGAUGAAACAGCAAAAACGGCUUCAGAGUGCUUGGGAAACUAUUUUAUCCGUGUUCCCUACCACGGAUUGGAAUAUUUUCUCACACCAUUGGUUUAUUCUGAAUACGCGAAGCUUUUACUAUGCCAGUCCUGGCAAAAAGCCUCCCGAUGACUGGAAUGAUGCCAUAGGUUUGGUGCCUUUUGCAGACUACUUUAAUCAUGCCGACAAAGCGCCAUGCGAGGUUGUUUUCGACGGAGAAACGUCUAGAAUUACGGCCACCGCUCGUCUUGAGAAAGGAGUCGAGGUGUUUACGAACUAUGGAGAACAUCCCAAUGAUUAUCUUUUCGUGAAAUACGGCUUCUUCUUGGAUCAAAAUGGAAGCGACGCCGUUUAUUUGGAUGACAUCAUAUCCCAAGACCUCACAAUUGACGACAAGGAAGCUUUGCGCACACAUGGAUACGAUGGUCACUAUGAGAUAAACUCAUCUGGACCCAGCCUUGAUGUUAAAGACGUCGCUUGUUUCAAAUGCAUGAAAUAUGAUGACUGGAAAUUCUAUGUCUUUGGUCCAUCGUCGGUUCCUGCCCCCGACGAAGCAACAAAGUUGGUCCACAAAUGGGUCAAAGUCUACUGGGAAGAAUGCAUAUUGGCAAUCAAGGGACUAGAGGGGAAGACUGGACUCAAAGAAGUGGUUGGGUCUUCAGAGAACCCAUGGCCAAAUCUGAAAGACCAAAAGAUUGCUACACUGCUACGAAGAUGGAUUCAAGUCAGAGAUCUUUCCUCUCCUGCAUGGAAAAUCGACACAUUGGAUUCAAUUCCAUUCAUGGAUGGUGUCUAUCACAUUGGUCUUGGAUAUAAUCGAUAUAAUCACAAAGCGACGGUCUCGUGA